GAAGAAGAAGAAGAAGAAGAAGAAGAAGAAGAAGAAGAAGAAGAAGAAGAAGAAGAAGAAGAAGAAGAAGAAGAGUUGUGUUUACCUUCAGUUAACACAAAAUGGCGACAUCCAUGCUGCGAUUAGGUCGACACGGUUGUUUCAAGUGUCUCCAGUUGGAGAGCUGGGGCGUCCUGAGGAGUGGAUCAGCUGCUGCGCUCUGCACUCAGGCUGAAGAGACAGCCAAGUCAACCAAAAAGACCAAGGCUGCGAGCAAGACAGCAGAGACACCAGAGGAGAGAGCAACUUUACUAACCUCCAAGACUUCAGUUGCCUUCCCAGUUAGAUUUUCACAGCCUGGGUUUUUCCCCGCACAGUCUAUAGGGGUAGCUGUACCAGUGACCAGUUCCACUGCCACUACAGAAGCAGAAACUGCUGCAGUAGCUAUAUUGCCUGUCAUUGUUGCCAGUGAUCCAUCUUUAGCUAUCACACAGGCAGAAGAGACUCCAUCUGGUUCUUCACAUCCAGCUCCCAGCCCAGAUGUUGCUCAGGUUGUCGAUGACACUCCUCCAUCUGUAGUUGACACAACAGCUGAGUCCCUGGUCUAUGCAGCUAGAACAACACUAUCACCAUUCGACAAUCCAACUGCAGCCUCUCCCUUAGAUGAUGUAGUCCCAAACACCACAGCUUCCUCUGAUCUUGGUGAUCCAGCAGCUGAUAUUUCUUCAUCCUCAUUGGACAGCUCAGACUCUGAUUCAGACUCUGAUUCAGACUCUGACUCUGACUCUGACUCUGACACUGACACUGGCUCUGGGGAUGAGAAGUCCGAAGUGAGGACCCAGACCAAGACCUCACCACCACUAGUAGCAGAAUCAAUGAAAGAAGAAGCAGAAGUUCAUAUGGUCACAUCAAAGAUGAAGGAAGGCACAAGGGAAGAUGAGAAGGAAAUUCCACCAGAAAUUGUAGAUAAUCCUGCCCCUGCUGUUGAUGCUGACCAGGACACUGCUCCAACAGUUUUAGCAUCCAUAGAAGCAGCUCAAGCUACCAUGGAGACACCCACUGUCAAUUCUGAUGAGUUGGUGGAUUCUGCUUCUGAGAUCUGCACUGCUGCUGAAGACACUCUAGACGGCACUGUCUUAGCUGAAGCUGCUUUGAAUCCUGCUCCACAAGUGGUAGAGGACAUUCCAUCUCCUGCUGUCCCUUGUGCUCAUGUAGAAGCUCCAACCAAAGUUAUGGCCGAGGCUGCAAAUACGGAAAAAAAUCCAUCUGAUGCUCCGGUUGAAACUACAGAUUGUGCCUCUGCCGAAGCCCUUGGAGAUGCUGUUGAAGAAGCCCCUGAAGAAGCUACUACAGAGCCUUUAGAAGCUGAAGCUGCCCCCGCUCUAGUUGCUGCUGAGACACCAGCUGAGGUUUCUGCACCUGUGGAAAGCCCCGAGGAGCUGAUGGACCCUGCUCCAGUCAUAGUUGAAGCUGAAGAAGCAGAUCUGCAGGCAGAGGCCACAGUUGAACCAUCUGAGGAGAUUGUCGUAGCGGCACCUCCAGAGCCUGAGGAGCCAUUUGACAACAGCACUUAUAAAAACUACCAGCACCACUGCUACACCCCUUACACAUUUGCUGACCUGGAUGUAGAGAUGGCAAAGUUUCGUCUCCCUCAGCCGUCUUCUGGCAGACCCUCGCCCAGACACUAGAGGAGCGUACAGCUACAAACCUUAAUAUUUUGGUGAUGGUGUUUUCCUUUUUUCAUAAGGUCAUCCACCACCUGUCACAGCUUGAAAUUCAGCUGUUAAAGAUCUUAUAUUAUUAAAGUUCCCAAAUAGGAAAUGA
Molecule: messenger RNA, 1803 nt
Organism: Limanda limanda (common dab)
Lineage: Eukaryota; Metazoa; Chordata; Actinopteri; Pleuronectiformes; Pleuronectidae
Gene: ndufv3
Product: NADH:ubiquinone oxidoreductase subunit V3
Exons: 4
Coding region: 102-1667 (521 amino acids)
Biological process (GO): mitochondrial ATP synthesis coupled electron transport
Cellular component (GO): mitochondrion
Source: RefSeq, a predicted model, not a curated record